CAUUCCAGUCCCCCAUUUCCUUUGUCAAGAUGUUCAUCCAGAUCCUCCUGGCCUGUGCGACGUGCGCCUGCGCCGCGUCCGCCCAGACGUACGAGGCCCUGGGCGUGCUUCAGCCGGAGAAGCCGAGGGACUUGGGGAAAUACGAGGGCGUGGUGGCGGCGACCAUCGACAUCCUGCCCGAGGUUGCCAAGACCCUGAAGGAGCUGGCCAGCAGGAUGGCUCGCUCUCAGGCCGACCCCUUCGACUCGCAGAACAUGUUCGAGAUCCUGAUGGCGUUCAUGCCCGUGACCCGCAGGAUCCUGUUCGCCGUGGCGGAGGCCGAGGGGCGGAGCGUGUCCGAGGAGGAGCUGCAGAGGCUGGACCGCGCCGAGAAGGUCCUUCCCUCCGCCUUCAGCUUCAUGCUGAAGCUGCACGGGAGCGACUUGUUCGGCUUCGAGGACUCCGCCGCCGAGAGGACCCCGACGGAGGACGCCGCCGAGGAGGCCCCGGCUGCGGGCGCGGACGCCGACACCAACGUCAGCGGGUCCUUCGUCCAGAUGCCCCAUAGACACGGGGUGUUCAUCAACCACGGGUAGACGCAGACGAAGAUGCGAGGGAGAAGACGCAAGCAGGUCAGGAAGACCACAUCCACGAUGCAGUGGGAAAUGUAGAAGCUUGGAAUUAGUAGCGUCUCAAAGAAAAAAGAAAGGAAAAAAAA
Molecule: messenger RNA, 697 nt
Organism: Penaeus vannamei (Pacific white shrimp)
Lineage: Eukaryota; Metazoa; Arthropoda; Malacostraca; Decapoda; Penaeidae
Source: RefSeq, a predicted model, not a curated record